Messenger RNA from Suhomyces tanzawaensis NRRL Y-17324, 2163 nucleotides. RefSeq names its product Mub1p (gene MUB1). The annotation marks the transcript as partial. The transcript has 4 exons. Gene Ontology annotation, biological process: establishment or maintenance of cell polarity; ubiquitin-dependent protein catabolic process. Gene Ontology annotation, cellular component: MUB1-RAD6-UBR2 ubiquitin ligase complex. The record is from RefSeq and is a predicted model, not a curated record. Lineage: Eukaryota; Fungi; Ascomycota; Pichiomycetes; Serinales; Debaryomycetaceae.
AUGCGUGAAUCCAACUACAAGGCUGUGUCCUCCAACAAAGCGGCCGUCACCAUCACCACCAGUCUAUAUGAUCGGAGGGCGCUAGACGUCACCUCCGAUAAGCCGUUGGUCAACUCGUUGAACUACUUGACGUACCUCGUAUCGUCGCUGGCCAAGGUCCGUGAGACCCUCAGUGCCGAUGGAGGCAUCGAACGGUUGGUGGAAAUCCUCCACGAGUGCCACAACGCCACCUUCAACUUGAACGACACCAUCUUCAACAGCGAGAAGAAGCUCCUCACUGCCUGGAAGUGGACGUUGGCGUUCCAGUGCUUGGUCUUGGUGGGCACCCGAGGCACCGAGAAAAUCAGGCAGAAGGUGGUCCAGGCUGGCAUCUUGCCCAUCAUCGCUACCGUGUUGGACAACUAUCUCUCGUUGCAUGAACGCACGUUUAUCCACGCCAACUCGAGGCACCAACCCGCCCUUCCAACCACUACCAGCACCACUAUCAACAGUUCCAACAGCAACAACAGCAGCAACAACAGCAGCAGCAGCAACAACAACAGCAGCAGCAGCAACAACAGCAGCAACAACAACAGCAGCAGCAACAUCAACAGCAGCAGCAACAGGCCUGCCAAUCCUAUAAACUUAUCAGCCACGGGUAUAGAGAACACUAGCAUAAGUACUACAUUUCCAACCUAUUUCAAUAAUAACCAUGCCAACAAUUUAACAAACGAUGAUUAUGACAACUUGACGCUUGAUCAACUCUUUAAGCUCAUAAGAAAUACUUCUGUCAUGAAUGAUGUACGCAGAAGACACAUGAUCAUUCAUAUUAUCAAAAAGUUGAAGGAAGAAAAGGAACUUGAGAUCUUGGAUGACCGUUUUCUUAAUGAUGGUGACUAUGAAAUGGACAAUAACUUGCACUUUUUGACUAAUUUAUACUUGCAAGAUUUCGAAACUAAUAAGGCAUUGAUAAAUUCGAAAAUUGCCGUAAGAAACUUCACUGAGACCGGUGUGGUUAUACCUAGGGAUGAUGAUAUUGUGUGGUCCUUGCAAUUACUUGCCUACAUUUCCAAGUAUUCUUACUUGAAGGAUGUCUUGCAGAACACCCAUUUGGUCAUUGACAUGAGUAUUAGAGAUAAACAGUUGAAAAUUUACCUUGAAAAACAAAUGAAAUUGAGCAUUAAGAAAAACAUGGCUUUCAAAAUGAAACCAAGGCCUAAGAUCACCCCGAGGUCUAGAAAAUCAAAGAGAACUGAAACUCUUGAGGGCUCGGCAAGUUGUGAAGAGAAUUCCACUUACCUUAAGCGUUUUAAUCCAUCUGCCUCUACUUCUCCCCAAAUGUUGGAUGAUAUAAAUGCCAUUCAUAAUGACAACUUCUUGUUGGAUGAAGACAAAUUCGAACUUUACAAUAAAGCAAAGCAAACUUGUCUCACAGAAAAUGCCGAAGUUGAGGAUGAGGAUGAAGACGACGAAAUCGAAGAUGAUGAGGAUGUGGAGGUCGAACUUGACAAAGCAGCCGAAGUGCAGAUCGAGCCUGAAGAGAAAUGUACCCAUAAUAUUUAUAAUGAAGCCAUUCAAGAAGAGGCUAUGACAAUCACGAAAUCGGAUUAUGUUAAUCAACUAUACGAAGCUAUUGUUAAUUGCGAGUCAAUCGUGGAUGAUCUUGAACGUGAUAUCAAGCUUUUCCAAAUCAACGAAAAGAUGAACAAGUACAUUGAAGUGGAGAGCAAAAGAUUGGUGCAAACCAUUAUUUUGAAACGCAAAGAAAAGAAAGAAUUUUUAACCAAGAAAUGGAAUUAUGAUGAUUACACUGGAUUCGAUAUCGACGAGAAAAAUGAAGACCAAGACGACUCGUUGAUCGAAUACAAGAAGGUGAAUCUUUUCCCGAUUGUUGAGAAGUUCACGUUCUUGACCGGUACCGACAUGUACUACUGGUCAGGAGUAAUCAUGAGAAACUCGUGCAGAAGAAACGAACUCAGAGGUAGUGUUAGACAAUGUGGAAACCUCGAAUGUGGAAAGUGGGAGAGAUACCCCCGCGAAUUCCUGAAAUGCCGGAGAUGCAAACGUACCAAGUAUUGCUCCCGAGAGUGCCAAAUGCGAGCCUGGCACUGUCAUCGAAACUGGUGUGUGCCUAGUAAUUCUAGCACUACCACAAGCACCACCAACACUUCGGCCCAAACGCCU